AAAUGGCCAGAUUUUUCAACAAGAAUAAUUGUGUGGCUGGGCCACAUGAAGAGGCAAGGAGAAGGAGAGAGGUUCGAAGAUACUUUGACCGAGCGGAUAAUAACAAGGAUGGAAAGCUGACUAAAGAGGAAUGGUUUAGAGUUCUGAAUAGCUCCGGAGUACCAACUACUAUGGAAGAAGUUGAGGAGUUUUUUGAGACUAUGGACAGAGAUUUCGACGGGAGAUUAUCUUUUGAGGAGUUUAUGGGAGAAGAGUCAACAAUAGAAAAGCUGUUCAAAUCAAUGGAUAAAAAUGGAGAUGGGGUGGUUACAAAAGAGGAGUUCAAUUCCAUCUGCAAAAAUCUGAGUUCUGACCAGGUUAAGAUGGCGUUCCAGAAGUUUGAUAAAACCGGAGAUGAUAAACUAGACUACAGGGAGUUUUGUCAGAUGAUAAAUAAGAAGCAAGAAGAACAAGGAGAAUAAAUUAUUUAUUCGUUAACCUGAAGGAGAUUGAAAUAUUUUGAAUACAUCUUCUAUUUCGUCCAAAACAUUU
Messenger RNA from Eurytemora carolleeae, 531 nucleotides. RefSeq names its product calmodulin-like protein 3. Lineage: Eukaryota; Metazoa; Arthropoda; Copepoda; Calanoida; Temoridae. The transcript has 7 exons. The record is from RefSeq and is a predicted model, not a curated record. Gene Ontology annotation, molecular function: calcium ion binding. Bases 3 to 461 code for a protein of 152 amino acids.